AUGACCACAGACACGGUUUCUGCAGCGCUGGCUGCAGCACCGGCUGCUCAAACCUCAGAAUGGGUGCGUCCUCUUUCCCAUCGCGGCAUUUAUCCUACGUCGACUGCGUCCGAAGAGCGUCAGGCUGACAUUCACCCGUGGUUCUCUGUUGCUCCUCCUCUGCAGACCAGCCCCUCCUUCAGACCGGAGCACAUCAACCAGAUCAUCUCGGGCGUCGACAGGUAUAACCCUCAGAAUCUCGCGGUACUGAACGAGUACUUGCAGCAGCAGCUCGACGAGGGCACCUACGACUGCCUUGCCAAUCUAGCCAUCCUCAAACUGUGAGUGGCAAAUGUGCUUCAAGCAGCGUUGGGUCCCCUGGGUGGGCUAGCUGCUGCUGCUGCUGCUGCUGUAGCAGUGUGGGCUCUGAGACAAGCGCAAGCGUUCCUGAGGCGUGUUGCGCAGGUAAGGAGAGAGCGACAAGGUGCGGAAUUUGGGCGGGACUGCGGAGCGUGGCUUGUGGCACGCGCUACGCUAGUACAGCAGGCAGUCAUGCCGCGCGAAGUGAUGUGCAAUCAUAUACCCAAAUUGUCGAGCGUUUCUGGGCUGAUUACCCAUUACGUAGAUGAGAGGAAACGUUAUUAGCUCUAUCUGAUCGAUGCAUGGCUGGCGCCGAUUCGUCGAGUUAGGGUGUGGACGCAGGGCGACAGCAAAGAAGACGGCGAUGCCUGCUCAAACACUCGGAACGCUGACGCUUCGAGCCCCGGAAUUCCCGUGCGCGGCGCAGCUUUCAAUUCAACCCAACAGACUUUGACUACGGAGUGGCAAUCUCGAUCUUGGCCAAGGCCUUGACAGCCGCGCCUAGAACCGACUUUUCGCUCUGUUUGGCACUUCUUGGCGAAGCGCCCGUCGACGUUCUGAGUGCCAAGCCCCAGGAGGGCGAAGGAGCAGCAGCAGAGUCGACGGACACCGGAGCGGACCCAACACCUGCAGACGCGGCCAGCGGGGCUGACAAGUCCAAAGACGCUUCGAGCGCCUCUGCCACACAAUCUUCAGCUGGUCUGAUCACCGAUGCGCUCAUCGUCAAGCUGGCGAAGCUCAACUCCCUACUGCAAAGCGCCAAAUUCAGAGAGUUUUGGGCUGCUCUGGCAAACCCAGAGAAUGAGGAUGUCGCUGGUGUAUUGCAAGGCUUGACCAGAUUUGACGAUGCCAUCAGAGCCGUGGCGCUUUACAACGUCAAAGGCGCAUUCAGAGCCAUCAGCUCUGAAAGGCUCGCCUCUUACCUCAACCUCAGGGGUGAGUCUGCGCACGCGAAUCAAGAGCGUACAUUUCAACCAAGUGCCACUGCGGCUGUCGCUGAUGCCUCCGUCACUCGCAUCCUGGCUGGCAGGCUCGGAAUUAUCCAACUUCAUCUCGAAGCAACCAGGCUGGGUGUUGGAAGGUGGAAAGGUCAUUGUACCUGCCAACGUUGACAAUGACAUCAAAGCGACUGUCAUCAGAGAAGACUUGCAACUGGACCGUAAGUCUACAGCGAGUUUGACCGCGUCCUACUCUCUGGUGAUCAAUGGCUCACCAGGCGAUAUCCUUUCGCGUCUAGAAUUGACAAAGUUCCUGUCUCAGGCUCAAGCUGCGUAG
This is a messenger RNA of Ceraceosorus bombacis, 1614 nucleotides long. The record is from the annotation of a GenBank genome assembly. NCBI's taxonomy places the organism in Eukaryota, Fungi, Basidiomycota, Exobasidiomycetes, Ceraceosorales, Ceraceosoraceae.